Paraglomus brasilianum is the source of this 1158-nucleotide messenger RNA. The record is from the annotation of a GenBank genome assembly. Lineage: Eukaryota; Fungi; Glomeromycota; Glomeromycetes; Paraglomerales; Paraglomeraceae.
AUGACUUACUCUCUCUCUAAACGCAGAAGACAAUCAGAAAAACGAGCCGAUUCCAUAGCACUUAGUAAAUUCUUCACACCACGUCAUAUACACUUAUGGCUAAGAAUAAUACAUAGUAUAUAUCCUGUGGAUGACGAAUUGGUACAGGCAUUGAACGGAGCUUAUACUGACAAGAACUGGAUUGAACAUCGAAUAGCUGUGAGGGAUGGGGCUAAAGAGGUCAGAGAAUGGUCAAAAGAUGAAACGAGUUUUGUGGAAAGCUUCUUAAAAUAUGAACCUUCACCACCAUUAUUUCAUGCUCUUGCUGCAAUAAUUUAUAGAUCUCCAACUCUAGUAAUGGAAAAAUGGCAAUCACUCUCAUCCUCUUCAUCUUCCCGCAAACUUCCGUUGUCCACAGAAAAGUCUGCGUCAAUCCUAGCUUCCAACCCACAUAAGCGCCGAUCGUCAAAUGAACCAAAGAAGGGCAAAGCUAAGAAGAAAGAACCGCUAUCGUCAGCGGUAAUGGAAAAUAUUCAUUCUCUGCAGACAGAGAUUAUCAAACAAAUAGAAUCUCUUCCCCUUGUGGACGAGACCUUUCGAGAAAUGUGGGAUCCUAGUGUAGAGACUGUGGCGCAUGAUCAGCCAUUAUUUGAUAUUGUUAACGAUAUUGACGAUGAAAAAUUGCUGUGGUUAGAGGUUAUUGAGAAGAGUGUUGUUCAUUUUGAUGUAGAUGAGCCAGAUCCGCAGUCUACGAUCAUAUGUGAUUGUCAAAAAAAUUGCGCGAAUUGGGAAGAUUGUGUAUGUAGAGCAGAGGAUACAGGUGGUUAUCCAUUCACGAAUGGUCGAUUAACAGACGUCAAAUUCCGUGGUCCAGUAUAUGAAUGUGGGUCAUCGUGCCCUUGUGGAGAAGACUGUUCUAAUCGAUUCAUACAAAACUCAAAAACGUGGCCGCAUUUACAGAUAUAUAAAACACGAAGUAAAGGAUGGGGAGUAAGAACGACUAAGCCAAUACCGAAAGGUCAAUUUGUGGCCGAAUAUGUUGGGGAGCUUAUUAGUGCCGAGACAGCGAAUUUAAGAGCGGGUUUUUAUAAUAUAUUGCAUCACGUUUACUGGUUUGAUUUGGAUUUUGGAGUCGAGAACGACAGAGACCCGACUAUGUUAAGCUCGUUUGAUAAUUAG